Plectropomus leopardus (leopard coralgrouper) is the source of this 1986-nucleotide messenger RNA. RefSeq names its product mitochondrial nicotinamide adenine dinucleotide transporter SLC25A51. Gene Ontology annotation, cellular component: mitochondrion. Lineage: Eukaryota; Metazoa; Chordata; Actinopteri; Perciformes; Serranidae. Gene Ontology annotation, molecular function: NAD transmembrane transporter activity. The record is from RefSeq and is a predicted model, not a curated record. Gene Ontology annotation, biological process: mitochondrial NAD transmembrane transport.
UCACCUGCUGCUGCUGGGGCUGCAGACACGACCUACAGUUGUGGCCCAUUUACCCUGCAGAAAAGUGCACUCCACCUGUCAGGACAGCGUCCGGCGUAAACGGCAGGGUAUACGUAAUUUACAAAAGAGUGCGCUGCUGAUGUGAUACUAGAGGAACACGCUGUGGAGCACUGGGUCUCCCAUGGCUGUAAGCACCAUGGACUCCGAGUCGGCCCGGACACCUCAGCCUCAGGCUGCCCUGGCUAAAGGAGGCCACUCCCUGCUGCCUGCUGGAGCUCUGAGUGGCAGGUUGGGCGCUCAAAGGAAGCACUAUGUCUGCGGCUCCAUCGCAGCCUUUACCAACAUCAUGGUGACUUUCCCCAUCCAGAAGGUGCUGUUCCGCCAGCAGCUGCACGGCGUGCUGGCCACUGAGGCGGUGCGGCAGCUCCAGAGGGACGGGCUGAGGAAUCUUUACCGGGGCCUGCUGCCCCCGCUGCUCCAGAAGAGCACCACAGUGGCCAUCAUGUUCGGCCUGUAUGAGGACUUCUCUAGAGUUUUACUAGACCGGGCCGGUGGCAUGCCGGAGCUGCUCACCCGAAGCUUUGCCGCAGCAUUGGCAGGAACCACAGAAGCCAUUCUGACGCCAUUUGAGCGCGUGCAGACUCUCCUACAAGACCAUCGGCACCACGGGCGCUUCAACAACACAGUCCACACCUUCCGGACACUUCUGACUGAGUACGGUGUCAGAGAGUGCUACCGUGGUCUGGUGCCCAUACUUCUCCGUAAUGGCCCUAGCAAUGUGCUCUUCUUCGGGCUCCGAGGGCCCAUUAAGGAGCAGCUCCCAGAAGCCAGUAGCCGUGCAGGUCAUAUGGUUAUUGAUUUUGUGUGUGGAGGUUUGUUGGGGGCAGCCCUUGGCAUAAUGUUCUAUCCAUUAAAUGUGGUCAAGUCGCGGGCUCAGUCUCAGGUCGGUGGAGCCUUCCAGCCCUGUAGGAAGGUGCUGCUAACAGUGUGGAGAGAGAGGGGUGGCAGCCUGGCCAUGCUCUUCAGAGGAGCCCACCUCAACUACCACCGGUCACUCCUCUCCUGGGGGAUCAUCAAUGCCACCUACGAGCUGCUGCUGAAGCUGAUGUAAGAGGGGACGGAAAGUGACAGAAUAGAGAUCUAGAGAGGAAGAAAAAGCCUUUAAAGGGAAAAAGCUGUAUGGAGUGAUGGAAGCAGUUUGUUGAGGAAAAAAAGGAAAUCACAAAGUCAAUGUACUCGCUGUCCAGUUGUAAUUUCGGGGGAGUUUCCAUAACUGAAAGACAGCAGUGAAGUUGCACUUCUGACAGGGGCCAACAGUCAGUGUGAGAUAACCCACCUGCCACAUGCACUGACUAUUAACUGUUGUCAAAGUAUUAAAAACAAGACACACGCUUUAGCCUAUACAAAACACGUGCCAGGGUCCAAUCGAAACGCCCUUGUUUGCUCUCUGUGCAGAAAUGUUGUGGAGCAAACUGAACUCCAGCGCUUUUUUUUCCCCCACACAGUUUCAAGUGGCUGAAUUCUUCGUACGUGCUGUGUGCUGUGGUGUUUUGUAGACGACAUCAGUCUGUUUGUUUGACCAAGAGCAUUUCCUCUGUGAGGCUGUUUUCUGCCACUUCAGUGAAACACUUUUGUACUUUUGACCAUUAAAAUUUCCCAACAUUUAUUGUCAAGGAGAGUGUAAUGAAUUGAGUGUUUUAUUGCUCUUUAUGCUCCGUCUCUAGCUAUUCGGCCUGUAUGUGUAUGAGAUCAGGAGGCCAAUACUUGACAAAUUGUUGAAAUGACAUCUGUGAUAUAUCUUUUCCUGGAAAUACACACACAGGCAAUUUUAAACAGUUUGUCCUCUCACACAUAACUUGUUCUUUGGGAACUAAAAUGUUUUGUCAAACACUGUCUUGGUUUGUUUUAUGAAGUGCUACUGGCAUGUGUUAUUUGAGUUUUGAGAAGUGCCCAUUGAUGUCAGUAAAAUACGCAGUUGCACCCAGA